This is a messenger RNA of Stegastes partitus (bicolor damselfish), 2973 nucleotides long. RefSeq names its product death-associated protein kinase 3 (gene dapk3). The transcript is spliced from 8 exons. Gene Ontology annotation, cellular component: cytoplasm; nucleus. Lineage: Eukaryota; Metazoa; Chordata; Actinopteri; Pomacentridae. Gene Ontology annotation, molecular function: ATP binding; protein serine/threonine kinase activity. The record is from RefSeq and is a predicted model, not a curated record. Bases 13 to 1512 code for a protein of 499 amino acids. Gene Ontology annotation, biological process: protein phosphorylation; intracellular signal transduction; positive regulation of apoptotic process.
GAACCCCGACUCAUGUCACAGGCUACACUAAUAUGUCAUUGUGUUUUUUCCUGUCUUGUCUGUUCUCCUCUUUCUGUAGUUAAUGUUUUCGUUUUCAUAGCAGGUAAACUCAAGGCAUCAUCCCAUCAUCGUUCGAGGCGGCACACCAUGGCUGGCUUCAGACAAGAGGAUGUUGAGUUGUAUUAUGAGAUGGGAGAGGAGCUGGGCAGCGGACAGUUUGCCAUUGUCCGUAAAUGUAAGGAGAAAAGCACCAGCAUUGAGUACGCAGCCAAGUUCAUCAAGAAGCGGCGGCUGUCGUCCAGCCGGCGGGGGGUGAGCCGUGAAGAGAUUGAGCGCGAGGUCAACAUCCUGCGGGAGAUCCAGCACAGCAACAUCAUCACCCUGCACGACAUCUUUGAAAACAAGACCGACGUGAUCCUGAUCCUGGAGCUGGUGUCCGGAGGGGAACUGUUUGACUUCUUGGCCGAGAAGGAAUCUCUGACUGAGGAGGAGGCCACGCAGUUUCUCAAGCAGAUCCUGGAUGGCGUUCAGUAUCUCCACUCGAAACGCAUUGCUCACUUCGACCUCAAGCCUGAGAAUAUCAUGCUGCUGGACAAGAACGUCCCCAACCCCAGGAUCAAGCUGAUCGAUUUUGGGAUAGCUCAUCAGAUUAAAGCAGGAAACGAGUUCAAGAACAUCUUUGGAACACCAGAGUUUGUCGCUCCAGAAAUAGUCAACUAUGAGCCACUUGGGCUAGAGGCGGAUAUGUGGAGCAUUGGAGUAAUCACAUACAUUCUGCUGAGUGGUGCUUCACCAUUUCUGGGCGAGACCAAGCAGGAGACUCUGACCAACAUAUCUGCUGUCAACUACGACUUUGAUGAGGAGUAUUUCAGCAACACCAGUGAGCUGGCUAAAGACUUCAUACGCCGUCUGUUGGUCAAGGAUCCAAAGAAAAGAAUGACCAUUGAUGACAGUCUUGAGCACCCUUGGAUUAAGGUUAUUAAGAGGCGUAACGUGCGCCAGGAGGACAGAGACCACAAGCCUGAGCGCCGGCGCCUGAAGACCACUCGUCUGAAGGAGUACACCAUCAAGUCUCACUCCAGCAUGCCUCCCAACAACACCUACGUCAACUUCGAGCGCUUCUCCCAGGUGCUCGAAGAGAUCGCAGCAGCAGAGGAAGGCCUGAAGGAGCUGGAGCGCAAUCAGCGCUCUUGCCGGGAUGAUGUUGCAGCGCUGCUGUCCAUAUACGAGGAGAAGGAGGGUUGGUACAAGGAGGAGAACCAGAGCAUCUCCAGCGACCUGAGCCACAUCCGCCAAGAGCUGCAGCGCACGCAGGCCCAGCGCAAGAGGUGCCAGGACGACGCUCGGCUCACCAUGCAGGCUGCUAACAUCCUGAAGCGCAAAUUUGGGCGCCUGGAAAAUCGCUACGAGGCUCUGGCUGAGCAGGUGGCCUCUGAGGUCCGCUGGGUGGAGGAGCUGGUCAAGUCCAUAUCGGUGGAGAGGGACGACCUCAGCUCUAGCAGCAUGCCCUGAGCUCAGCCGAGGUCCAGAAAUGACAUUUUCAUUCUCAAGUAUCCUCCUGCCCGUCUUCUCCAUCUGUGUGCUGCGCAGUGGAGUUUGAGUGGGUCAGUUGUCAUCAUAAGCUAUGCUGCUGCUGCCCAUCAGAAAAAACGUUCCACUAUUUUUAUGUCAUGCUUGAGAGAAGGAGCGAGAAGCAGAGAGGCAACAUGCUGAAGACAUUCCCCCAUGAAAUGGCUCAUUCCUGUGUUUUAUAAUUUAAUUUAUAAUAUUAGCAAUUUUGUAUACUGUAAUUCAGCUGUAAUUGCUAAAUAUGUAGGCUUCUUUUGCAGAUAGAUAUACUGUCAAUUUAUUUUUUUGUCUGGUUAUCAUUUCUAAAACAAAUCUUAAUUUCCUAGUGCUUAAAAAGCCAUAAAUGUCUGCUCAUUUGUCCUGCCUCAGGUUGCUGGCCAGUAAUGUGAGAAAGUUUCGCAAAAUACGCCGUAUUAUAGGGAUUUGUGAGGCAUUCCAGGGGAAUUUAUUUAUGUGUUGACAUGCAUUUUAGGUUUGAGUUCAGCUGACAAUAAAAUUCUUGCAUUGUCAACUCUAAACAAUGCAGGAAGCACUAACUCGGCACAGAAAAAGAACAUUUUACAAUAACGAUUUAUUUUACAUGUCUGUUAUUUGGAUAAUAUAUUUCUUGAAUGUUUCCUGGAUACAAACAUUUAGAUUUUAAUACUAAUUACAGGUAAAACAGAGAAACAUAUGAGACUGUUUAAUUUGUUUUAAUUCUUGAUUAGUUGUAAAAAGUACAUAUACUGAAUUGUUUAGCGUAUCUGCUAUGCUCUUAAGUUAGCUCUAGCUUAGCAUUUGGAACUGACUGAAGUGUAUCAUCUGAGCACUCUCUGACUAUUUUACCUAUGAUUAGUAUCAAGUUACAUGUUAUUGUUGUUUUGUUUUUUUACAGGAAAUAUCCAAGAAAAUAGCAAGAAAUUAGUCUGAAUUUAUGAUUUUGUAAAGUAGCGCAAUGAUAGAUUUGAGAAUGUAUAAACUUGUCUUUCCAGUGCCUGUAAACUGAUCGACCUUACUGCUUCCAUGAGCACUGAUUUGUCAUUAUCAUUUCGAUCACACUGAUAUUGCUCAAUGUCUUAAAAUGCCACAACUUUUGCACAGCAGCCUUGGAAACCAAAUAGUGUGCAUGGAAACGUUCUCUGUAUGCUGUAGCUCUGUCGAUGUUUGCGUUCAGACCAUCUCUGCACACUUUCAACAUUCCAUUGAUAAGUUUCACAUCCAGCCAACACAUUCCCUAUGUAUAGCAUAGAAAGCGUACUGUAGAGUCUGUAGUAUUUUUCAGUAGAGAAAUGUACUCCUUUGCACUUAAAUGAUUAUAGCAAUGUUCAAAAAUAUAUUUUAACCUGUCUUAUGGUGUAAGAAAGCGCUGUUGAAAUGAACAGUCCGGGCUUGUUACAAAUAAACAUAAAGUUAUCACUGAGAAAA